Molecule: messenger RNA, 6481 nt
Organism: Dromiciops gliroides (monito del monte)
Lineage: Eukaryota; Metazoa; Chordata; Mammalia; Microbiotheria; Microbiotheriidae
Gene: SIN3A
Product: SIN3 transcription regulator family member A
Exons: 21
Coding region: 287-4111 (1274 amino acids)
Biological process (GO): negative regulation of transcription by RNA polymerase II
Cellular component (GO): chromatin
Molecular function (GO): transcription corepressor activity
Source: RefSeq, a predicted model, not a curated record
UCGUCUUUCCCCCCCUUCCCCUCCCCCCUCGGAGUUUCCCUCCCCGGGUCUGGCUGCGGCUGGGGAGUGGGGCCCGUGAGCGCCCCAGCCCCCACCGGGGGACUGCCAGUCCGCUCCGGCCCCGCGCCGAGAGCCCUGCUCCGGCCUCCCCUCCCCGCCCCCUCGCUACUGCCACCGCCGCGGUCGCCGCGCAGCCCGGAGCUCUCGCCGCCCAGGACGGGACAGACUUGUGAACGGCCGAGGCAGCUUUGAGGUUUUGUAGAGCAGCCCCGAGUAUGACUGCAGAAUGAAGCGGCGCUUAGAUGACCAGGAGUCACCUGUGUAUGCGUCCCAGCAGCGACGUAUCGCCAGCAGCACAGAGGCAUUUCCGCACCAGCACCGCGUGCUUGCCCCUGCACCUCCUGUGUAUGAGACGGUCUCUGAGACCAUGCAGUCAGCCACGGGGAUUCAGUACUCUGUUACUCCCAGCUAUCAGGUUUCAGCUGUGCCACAGAGCUCUGGCAGCCAUGGCCCCACACUAGCAACUGUUCACAGUGGCCACCACCACACAACAUCCGUUCAGCCUCAUGGAGGACAGGUGGUUCAGAGCCACGCUCAUCCAACCCCACCAGCCGCACCAGUGCAGGGACAACAGCAGUUUCAGAGGCUCAAGGUGGAAGAUGCUCUCUCCUAUCUUGAUCAAGUAAAGCUGCAGUUUGGUAGUCAGCCUCAGGUCUACAAUGACUUCCUGGACAUCAUGAAGGAAUUUAAAUCUCAAAGUAUUGAUACUCCAGGAGUGAUUAGUCGGGUGUCACAACUAUUCAAAGGCCACCCUGACUUGAUUAUGGGCUUUAACACCUUUUUACCUCCUGGCUAUAAAAUUGAAGUGCAGACCAACGACAUGGUGAAUGUGACAACUCCUGGCCAGGUUCACCAGAUUCCCACCCAUGGCAUCCAGCCUCAGCCUCAAGCCCAGCCCCAGCAUCCUUCCCAGCCGUCAGCUCAGUCCACCCCAACCCCUGCCCAGCCAGCCCCUCAGCCACCACCUGCCAAAAUCAGCAAGCCAUCCCAGCUCCAAGCACAUACUCCAGCCAGUCAGCAGACACCUCCCCUCCCACCAUAUGCUUCACCACGUUCUCCACCGGUGCAGCCUCACACACCUGUGACAAUCUCCCUGGGAACUGCCCCAUCCUUGCAGAACAAUCAGCCUGUGGAGUUUAAUCAUGCCAUCAACUAUGUUAACAAGAUCAAGAAUCGAUUCCAGGGUCAGCCGGAUAUCUAUAAAGCAUUUCUGGAGAUUCUGCACACAUAUCAGAAGGAACAGCGGAAUGCCAAGGAAGCUGGAGGGAAUUACACGCCAGCCCUGACAGAGCAGGAGGUGUAUGCACAGGUGGCCCGUCUGUUUAAGAAUCAGGAAGACCUCCUGUCAGAGUUUGGGCAGUUCCUCCCCGAUGCCAAUAGCUCCGUGCUGUUAAGUAAGACGACUGCAGAGAAGGUCGAGUCUGUGAGGAAUGACCAUGGAGGCACCGUGAAGAAACCUCAGCUGAACAACAAGCAGCAAAGACCUAGUCAGAAUGGCUGUCAGAUCCGUCGGCACUCUGGGACUGGGGCCACGCCCCCAGUGAAGAAGAAACCCAAACUGUUAAGCUUAAAGGACCAGCCUUUGGCAGAAGCCAGCAAGCAUGGUGUAGGAACUGAAUCCUUGUUCUUUGAGAAGGUCCGGAAAGCCCUGCGGAGCACAGAAGCUUAUGAGAAUUUCCUGCGCUGUCUGGUCAUCUUUAAUCAAGAGGUCAUCUCUAGGCCGGAGCUUGUGCAGCUUGUCUCUCCUUUCCUGGGGAAAUUCCCAGAAUUGUUCACAUGGUUUAAGAAUUUUCUGGGGUAUAAAGAAUCUGUUCACCUGGAGACCUUUCCAAAAGAGCGUGCCACAGAGGGUAUUGCCAUGGAGAUAGAUUAUGCUUCCUGUAAAAGGUUGGGGUCGAGCUACCGAGCCUUGCCCAAGAGCUACCAGCAGCCCAAAUGCACGGGACGGACCCCGCUGUGUAAGGAGGUUUUAAAUGAUACCUGGGUGUCCUUCCCAUCAUGGUCCGAGGACUCCACUUUUGUCAGCUCAAAGAAGACACAAUAUGAAGAACACAUCUAUAGAUGUGAGGAUGAACGCUUUGAGCUCGAUGUGGUCUUAGAAACCAACCUGGCAACCAUCCGGGUCCUAGAGACAAUUCAGAAGAAACUUUCACGUUUGUCUGCUGAGGAACAAGCCAAAUUCCGCUUAGACAACACCCUGGGUGGCUCCUCUGAGGUGAUUCACCGAAAAGCGUUACAGAGGAUCUAUGCCGAUAAAGCCGCUGACAUCAUCGAUGGCUUGAGGAAAAACCCGUCCAUUGCUGUCCCCAUAGUUCUCAAGAGGUUGAAGAUGAAAGAGGAGGAAUGGAGAGAAGCUCAGAGAGGGUUCAACAAGGUCUGGAGGGAGCAAAAUGAGAAGUAUUACCUGAAGUCCCUAGACCACCAGGGAAUUAACUUCAAACAAAAUGACACCAAGGUCCUGCGGUCAAAGAGCUUACUCAAUGAAAUAGAGAGCAUCUAUGAUGAAAGGCAAGAGCAGGCUACGGAAGAUAAUUCUGGAGUCCCUGUUGGUCCACACCUUUCUCUUGCCUAUGAAGACAAGCAGAUCUUGGAAGAUGCUGCUGCUUUGAUUAUCCACCAUGUGAAGAGGCAGACGGGAAUCCAGAAGGAAGACAAGUAUAAAAUCAAGCAGAUUAUGCAUCAUUUCAUUCCAGACCUGCUCUUUGCCCAGAGAGGUGACCUCUCAGAUGUGGAAGAAGAAGAGGAGGAAGAGAUGGAUGUGGAUGAAGCCACAGGGGCUGCCAAAAAGCACAACGGGGUGGGUGGCAGCCCCCCCAAAUCAAAGCUACUAUUCAGCAACACAGCAGCUCAGAAAUUUCGUGGGAUGGAUGAUGUCUACAAUCUCUUCUAUGUCAACAACAACUGGUAUAUCUUCCUGCGACUGCACCAGAUUCUGUGCUUAAGGCUGCUGAGAAUUUGUUCCCAAGCUGAGCGACAGAUUGAAGAAGAAAACCGGGAGAGGGAAUGGGAACGGGAAGUGCUGGGCAUAAAGCGGGAGAAGAGUGACAGCCCCGCCAUCCAGCUCAGACUCAAAGAACCUAUGGAUGUUGAUGUAGAAGACUAUUACCCGGCCUUCCUGGAUAUGGUACGGAGCCUGCUGGACGGCAACAUAGACUCCUCACAGUAUGAGGACUCCCUGAGAGAGAUGUUCACUAUCCAUGCCUAUAUUGCCUUUACCAUGGACAAAUUGAUCCAGAGCAUUGUCAGACAGCUCCAGCACAUUGUGAGUGAUGAGAUUUGUGUACAAGUGACUGACCUCUACUUAGCAGAAAACAGCAACAGUGCCACGGGUGGCACCCUAAAUACACAGACCUCCCGAACCCUAAUGGAGUCCACAUAUCAGCGUAAAGCAGAACAGCUCAUGUCUGAUGAGAACUGCUUUAAGCUCAUGUUUAUUCAGAGCCGAGGCCAAGUUCAGCUGACAAUCGAGCUGCUAGACACAGAGGAAGAGAACUCUGAUGACCCUGUGGAAGCAGAGCGAUGGUCAGACUAUGUCGAGCGCUAUGUAAACUCUGAUACUACCUCCCCAGAACUCAGAGAGCAUCUGGCCCAGAAGCCAGUGUUUCUGCCAAGGAAUCUAAGGCGGAUCCGCAAAUGUCAGCGUGGGCGGGAACAGCAAGAGAAGGAAGGCAAAGAUGGAAACGGCAAGAAGAGCAUGGAAAAUGUGGAGAGUUUGGAUAAGUUGGAGUGUCGAUUCAAACUGAAUUCUUACAAGAUGGUGUAUGUGAUCAAAUCGGAAGACUAUAUGUACCGGAGGACAGCUCUGCUGCGUGCUCAGCAGUCCCAUGAACGAGUAAGCAAGCGGCUGCACCAGCGGUUCCAGGCCUGGGUGGACAAAUGGACCAAGGAACAUGUCACCCGUGAAAUGGCAGCGGAGACCAACAAAUGGCUGAUGGGUGAGGGGCUGGAAGGCUUGGUGCCCUGCACUACCACCUGUGACACGGAGACCCUGCACUUUGUGAGCAUUAACAAGUACCGCGUCAAAUAUGGCACAACUUUUAAGACGCCGUAACUCCCCAGGACGGAUGUGUGGCGUGUGUGUCCCUGUGCAUCGAGAAUUGAAGUGCGAUGCCUUUCAGACCUCACUGUGUCUCUGUCAGAUGCCACCUGACUAGUGUGGGGCCGGUACAGCCUCUCCCCAGCAGGCUCAAGGUUGGGAACGUGGAUCCUUUUUAAACCUAAGCUGGGACUCCUAUUUCCCAGGGGUCUGGGACUCCAGGGCAUGCCCUAGAAAGGGAAGGAAGGGAGGCAUGGACAAAUGGUGGUUUUGCUCACCCAGCCCAGCGGUGCUGAGCCCUCAUUCCCCAUGGCCCGGGCAUCGAAUGAGCAAACCGAACACUGUACAAGCUCGACUGGAUGGUGUGCAUUGGGAAAGACCAAUAGCAAAGGACGUUUAAAUUCAGAGACGUUCUAAACCAUGAAGCCCCCCCAAACAACCAGGUGUCAUUUUCUUUGGCUCAUUCACAUCCAUCUGGAUCACCCGCAGGGUAACUGGGCCUGUGGUUUGGCUUUGGGAGCAUCUGUGAAUUUGUUUCUCAAUGAUUGCUCCACUCCUCACGCCUUCCUCUCUUGUCUUCUGGUCCCCGAGCUCCCGACUCACCAGGUCAGAUCAGUUGGGCCUUUUUAGCUCCAGUGGAACUGUUUUGUACCUGCUUGUUUACUAGUCUAGCCUAGUGCCAUCCACCAACUUUUCUCACACACACUCUUGCACAGAGAAAGUUUUCACGUGAUCCCCCCUUGUGUUUUGUAAAUAAUGUACAUACUGUCAAUUUUUUUUUUAUUAAAGGAAAUAUGCUUUGAUGUGCUAGCAGAACUGCUCUAGCUUCUUGUGUACCACAGCACCGGGUGGCUUCAGAUUUAGUCUUUACAACAGAUGGACAAGACAUUUAUUCCACUUUUUACCAAAGGGAGUUACCAUUGUAGUGCUUUUGUGUGAACUUUUUCUCCCCUUUCCCUUCCCCUCCCCUUUUUUGGUAAUAAAUAAAGCUUGCUUCUUACUUGAGGAAAACAUUCUCAACCCCCUGGUCCUGCUAGAAAGAUACUGUUUAAAACACUGGUCAAAUGCUUCAAAUCCCAAAGAGGGAAAAGGAAUUUUUUUGCUCUAAGUGGUCAAAACUGGGAUGUUCAGCAAAGCCACUCAAGCAGCCUGUUUCCAAUGUAAAGUCUCCAUCUUAACUUUUUAAAAGAAAGAAACUUUGUUCUUUUGGUUAACUGUUGCAUCUCCUAUCUCCCAGUUCAAAAAAACGGUCACUUGGGGGAAGUUGGCAAGCUAUGCCAUUUGAUUGUGUUCAUUUUUUUUUUUCCUUCUCAGUAUUGGGGAGUGGGGAGAGAGGGUGAACAUCUUAAGUACCAAACCAGUAUUCAAAAGAACUUUCCUGAAUAUGCGUAUUUGUGCCCACAAGUAUAUUGCUCUGUGUGUGUGUGUGUGUGUGUGUGUGUGUGUGUGUGUGUGUGUAUGGGGCUGGGGAGUGCUUAUAUAUAAAGGGUGCUAGGGAGUCAGAAAUUUUGUGAUACAAUUCACUAGCAAAAAUCACAAAUGGGAUAUAUAUUUUUUUAAUUAUAGAACUUUAAUCCUGUAAUACUGGCAGGUGUUUAAAUGUGAGUUACUGGGAUUUUUGAAGUGGUUAGCCUGGACUCGUGAGCCAAGACCCACACAAACUCCAUAGUACCUGGCUAGGGUGCUUUAGGAUUGGCACGACUCUCAGCAUCCUGGCUCUGGAGCUUAACAAUCGUGGUGGAGGUAGGGGGGGUUCACAGUAGGAGACAGGCCUCUCUGUGUAUAUGAGACUUUUCUGAUUUGAUUUUAUUUAAAAUAUCUUUUGUCUCAAAAACGUGGGCAAGGGGUGCAGGUGGAAAGAAGAUGAAAUGGAUCCACGGCGUAGAAGAAACAGCCCUUCACUAAAAGCCUCGUCCGGUGGAAAGGUUUGAGAAGGAGCUGGGUUGGGGGUGGGGGGGCGUGUUGGAGAGUCUCCAGUCAAGAGAAGAGAAGGGUGGUCCAGGGAGUGGGAGGGUGGUGGUGCAGAAGAUCAUCAGGAGUGGCUUGGAAUAAGGCCCUACAUCUACUCAGGAAGGGGCUCUGGGGAUAUGGCAUCCCCCACACCUCUGAUUUUUUUUUUAAUAAGAACAUUUUAUUUUUAAAGAUGUAUAUAAACAUAAGGAGGCCUUGUGCAAGGAGGGGUGGAUAAUACACUUGACUUUUUCAUUCCUCCUGAUGUAUGACAUUGGAGCUCCAAGCUCUGUUCCCAGCCUGUAAGAUAGCAAAAUUUUCCUUUUAUUUUAAAUCGCUUUUUGUAUUCUGUAUUGUGACUUUGGCCACCUUUCCAUGUGAUUUCUAUAAAAAAUGUUGUAAACUUGACUGUAGUGCAGUAUUUCCAUUAAAAUA